ACUAACGGUCAUAUGUGACAAUCUCCUCUCCAUCAUCGUCCUCAGUGGAUUUAUUACUGAUCAGCACGAAGUCCCUCUGAUGGCAGUUGGCGCAGCCCACGUAGUUCAUCAGAAAUGGCAUCCAAUAAAACCCCGUAUGACAAUGUGGGAAAUGACAAGAAGUGGCCAAAACCCUCCAAGAAGACCAAAAAAACCUACUGUUUUUUGUGUCGCAAGUAUCAUUUCAAGAGUCAAGCGCUUGAACAUAUGCACGGAACGCUGCAUCACAGAGAGCUGGAGAAAGUGUUGGGCAAGGAUGCCUAUCAUCAUUGCCAGGCAUGUAGUACACUCUGCAUGGGUUUAAAAGAGUACAGUAAGCACAUCUCGACUGCUGAGCACAAAGCCGAGUUGACCACCUUGGUGUCCAAAAAUACAAAACCUCUCAGUCUGUUUCAGACUCUGGAUCAAGCCACCAUCGACAAAAUCAAGGAGAGAAACAAAAUCCUAAAGAAUAAGGAAAAGAAAGCAAGAAAAAAGAAAAAGAAAAAAGAGAAGCAGACAGAGGGUCAGAAGCAGGCAAAAAUGCAACAGAAAAGACUGAAGCUGAAAAGAUACCAGAAGGUGCAGUGGAAGAUCUGGACACAGGUGCAGGAACCUCAGCAUGAAGGAAGCAGUUAUGCUGUUUUCCAAAACCAGGAGAACCGUCUGCAAAGAUCUCUCCACUCUGCAGACUCAGCUCUGCAGAAUCAAAGCAGGAGAUUCGUCUAUUGGCCAGCACCGCCAGCAGGUCAAACUUGGCAUCACCCUCACAUUCAAGAUCAGUUCACCCAAUCAUCUCAACACCUGAGUUAUGACAGCAGCUUCUCUGUCAGCAGUGAGCUCAGCAGAGCCCCAGCUGAUAGCUCCCAAACAGACGGACAUCUUACAAGACCACACGAGUCUGAGUGGGAUGCCACUGAAAUGACAGAAUCAAUGUCUGCCGUCAGCCACACCGGCUAUCACAAUCGCGCUGCGUAUGGAGACUUCACCAGUGAUUGCCUCCCUCAGAAUGGAGCCAUCAUCUUUAGUCAGGGUCAGGGUGAGAGUUCAGGAUCUUCUCAGCCACGACAAGAAGUUUCAGCUCAGCCUGCCUCAGCCAAAAAAUCUGACAACGCAGCUCCGAUACAGGAUGUAGAUGUCGGUGCCAUGCUGAAGCACAUCAGAAGAGCGCUCGGUGUGAGGGAGCCGUGUAGAGCAGACCGAGAAGCCAGGAGGCGAAACACCACACUGCAAGCUGGAACUGAGGUGGAGCAGCGAACGGGCGCUUCCCUCAGGAACCAUGCCACCUCUGCUCCAUCUAGAACUGUGCUGUCUGCUCAGGUCAACACCCCUGCUUCUGCUGCUUCUGCUGCCGUUUCUUCUUCCGCUGUACCAAAAGCAAAUCCGAAACCACUCAGUAUGACAAAAGAAUCACCUCAGUAUUGCAAGACGAGCUCUGUAGCAGCAAAUGGACAAUCAAGCGGCAGGGAAAGAGAGUUUCAGGUGGCUGCCGACAGCUGGGCUUCUCUCAAACAAUCCACAGUCAAAGCUACAUCAUUUGAGCCCAAAUUGAAAAACACCACUAAAGUCCGAAUUGCCCACAAAGCAGCCAAAGAUCACGGGGACAGAGUGGCCAAACUGAAACCAACCCUGAACAAGUUGUGCAGCUUAUCAGGGGCCAGAAGUAAGUUGAGCUGGAGCCAGAUCUGUGACAACAUGAAGAAGAAGAAGAAGCUAAAAGGGCUGCCCAGGUUUGGAAUCGAGCUGGUAGACCGCCCAACUAUCGGAGAAAGCUCCACACAACCGAAGGACAUUGACCUGCCUCUGUCCGAAGGUUUCCACUGGGAGUCGAUUCCAGGCAGUCCUUCACUUCUGCACAAGACUUUACCACCUCCUCCGCCACAACAGACAACGGCCGCCAACUUUCGCUCAGAGACACUGUCAGAUACUCGGACACAAGAACUUUUGGAGCAGCCAGAUGCAGCUCAGACAAGCUGCAGCAGUCAGACGGCAGCAGGAUUCUCUGUGAAGGUGGCACUAAAUUUGAAGAAUGAGAAUGGAGAUCCGACCGACAACAGUUUUACGAGCAAGAGGAAACGCAAAAUGCUGACGGGUGAUGGCAUUUCUGACCCGGAGCCAAGAAGAAAAAAGAAGAAAAUGAACUCCAACAAGGACCAGAGUCCAAUGGACCAGCUCUUGGUGGUGUCGCUGAGGGAGGAGGAGUUGAGCUACUCGUUGCAGGAUUUGGACCAGUCUCUGUUCCAGGCCCGCAAUGCCCUGCAAGCUGCCUAUGCAGAAGUCCAAAGACUUAUGUUACUAAAACAGCAGUUCACUGCGGAGGUCAAUGGUCUGAGAGCAAAGCGCAUUGAGAUCCUGCAGGAAAUGCAAGAAGGGUACACUGGAGCAUCUAAUCUGGCAGAGAAACCCUCGACCUCUUCAGUACUGGUUGCUACUACUGUGCAGCCCCCUUCUCUUUCUACCUCUUGUGCCUUCCCUACGUCUUCAAGCCAACAAACACCUGCUACAACCUCAGCAUCAUCUACCCCUCAACCUCAGCCAACUCCUCCUGCUCUGUCAGUAAAGCAAGAAAACUGCAAGCUGCCCACAGCUGGACAGGCCGGUUAUUUUGCCAACACAGUGUCCUGUAACACUGAUGCCCCUCAGGUCUCCAUGAAGCAACCCGUGCCUUUAUUUCCCCCUAAUCUCCUCCCCUCUCUGCUGCCCCAACCGUCACACCUAACCACUCCUGCAACCGCUGCUGCCUCUGCUAAGCAACCCAUGGCAGAGAGCUCCACAUCAGUGAAUGCACCUCCUCCUGAAUCAUCUGCCAGGCAGCAGGAGCAAGAGAAACGGAAGGGGAUGAAGGACUGUGUGCAGACGGUGACGUUAGCAACAGAAGCAGAUCCAGCUGAAAGUGUUUGUGAGGAAGUGGCAGCAGGAAGUCACAGCAAAGGACAAGUUAAAUUAAGAGAGCCAGCUACUGACGAGCCUGUCCGCGAAAGACACAAGAGUGCUGCUGUAGCAAAUGAUGAAGGGAAUCAAAGCGAUGACUCUGUGGAAGUGAUUGAUUCCUCCAACUCGGUGGUCAUACAUAUCGAAUCUGACCAUGAGGAAUCACCACAGACAGAAUCUAAUGUUCCAGAGCAUCCACAGUGCGAUGCAGGCACACAGACGCUUCAGCAAACUGACACUGACAGAAAGAUUCAGCCUUUUUCUAUGACGACAAACGAAGCAACAAGUCCUGCAGAGCCUGCUGAGGAUGAAGAACCCUCCGAGGGAGCAUUUGAAGGUCACACCGGCCCCGUUCUCGGCUUGCAGGUUCACGAUGGCUUAUUGUACACAUGUUCAGGGGACAACACGGCGCGGGCCUACAGUCUGGUGAACAGAGAAUGCCAAGCAGUGUUCGAGGGUCACACCAAUAAAAUCAACUGUCUGCUGGUGUCGUCCCUCCCGAACAUGCCGACUCGUCUCUACACCGGAUCCAGCGACCAAACUGUGCGCUGUUACAGCAUAAAGUCUAAGAAGUGUCUGGAGCAGAUCUCCCUACCAGACAGAGUGUUGUGUUUGCACAUAGCCUGGCAUAUUCUGUAUGUUGGGCUCGCCAGCGGAUCAGUCGCUAGCUUCGAUUUAAAAACCCUGAAACAGCUGGAUGUGUUCGAGUGCCACGGCCCAAGAGGGGUGAGUUGUCUGGGUACAGCUCAGGAGGGCGCCCGCCGGCUGCUGCUGGUCGGAUCGUACGACAGCACCAUCAGCGUACGAGAUGCUAAGAGCGGCCUGCUGCUGCGCUCACUGGAGGGUCACAGCAAGACUGUACUCUGUCUGACGGUGGUGAAUGAUCUGGUGUUCAGCGGCUCCAGUGACACAUCUGUCCACGCCCACAACAUCCAUACGGGCGAGUUGAUUCGCAUCUACAAAGGUCACGGUCUUGCCGUCACAUCGAUUGUUAUCUUGGGGAAAGUGAUGGUAACAGCCUGUCUGGAUAAACUGGUUCGAGUCUAUGAGCUGCAGUCCCAUGACCGGCUGCAGGUCUACGGGGGUCACAGCGACAUGGUGAUGUGCAUGGCUGUACAUAAGAGCGUGAUCUACACAGGCUGUUAUGACGGCAGCGUUCAAGCUGUGAAGCUCAACUUGAUGCAAAACUACCGCUGCUGGUGGCAGAAUUGCUCUCUGAUCUUCGGCAUGUCGGACCAUCUUGUUCAGCACCUUGUUGGAGAUCACAGCAACCCGAACAUGCAGUUGCUCAAAUGUCGCUGGAGAGGCUGCGAUGCUUUUUUUGCCACACGGCAAUCCGUUAAAGAGGAACUGCCUGAACACAUGCAGAGCCACGUGGAGAACGACAGCGAGGUGCAGCCUUGACGAGAAGUGGAAGUAGCAGUCGAGGAUGGAGAUUCAUCCGUCGUGAAACACAAGCUCAUGUCCUUGUUUACUAGUUGUUUAAUGUGUGGCUUUAUAGACGCACAAGCUCUACUAAUGUUCAAGAGCAGAUUCAGAGUGUGGCUGAUCACAUCCUUGUGGUCUUAUGCAAACUACAUGAACUCUUUUGUUCUCUGAUCUGUGACUCGGGCAGAAAAGUCGAUCUACUGUUUGUCAGGUUUUCUUUUUCUCAGCUUUUGUUCUUGAUCAGUUAUCUGCGACCAUCUGUUGCCAGUAAUUAUUUGAUGAGUGCAGUGAUUUCAGUGCAUUUCCUGCAUUGAAGAAUUUCUGGAAUCCUCGAGGGAAGUUCCAGCCAGAGCCAAAAUGAUACGAAUUAAAAGUAUCCAUGAUUUGCAUUUGGGCUUUCAUUGACUCGAGCAUAAUAGGCAUUUUUGUUUAUCAAACCGUCAGAAAUGACAGAAAAAAAUGCAUAUUCCUGUCAAAUAUGCUGACACAGACUCAAAUCUUAUCCUGAAUUUAUUUCUUUACUUUUGCAUUGGUUGGUCAACACUUUUUCUUUUUUUUUUUUUAUCACUGUGAAUCCAUCACACAAGGCUUCAGACAGCACGUCAUGAGUGUCAUUACUUCUUAUGUGAAGCUAAUUGUAAAGAACAUUUCAGCAAAUAUGGCAGAAAUGUCCGAGCAGCUUAUUGUUUGAAUUCAACAGAACAGGUUGCAGAUUUUUCUCUUAAACGCCAGGCAUGCAUACAGUCAUCAAAUGUCCACGUUUGUCUUAGUAUAUCGUCCACCCGUACAGUUUAGUUAUUUUGUGCCUACAUUGCAACACAACCACCAACAGUUCACUUAUUGUUGUCUGUUUGUGUAACAGCUUCAAGUUCCCUGCUGAAUAUAUUCCAGAUUUCAUGUCUUUCAUCACACAAUGAGCUCUUUUUUUUUUCUUCUUCUCUCUAUAUUAUGGAGAUAAUAAACUGUACUUACCUCCAGACUCAGACUGUUAGCCCCUCUUACACCAGACGCAUUUAAAAGUAAUUCCUCUUAUGGUGGCAUUUUGAAUCAGUUUUAGGCCAAAUGUAAAACCUUUGUUUUGAAUUACACUUUUGCAUUUCUAAUACUGUAAUUCUAGAAAAUGCUCCCUUUUCUAAUUUUGUACAAUAUAUAUUUGAAACCAAACUGUCCAGAGAAUGAGAUAAAAAUCUGUGAUUCUGUAUUAGUCAUGCCUUAAGUUUUGUAUGUUCUAUUGUACAGUAUGUACGUUGUUUAAUACCUGCUGUAUGUGUACAACAAUAAACAGAAUAAUUUACA
Molecule: messenger RNA, 5673 nt
Organism: Acanthochromis polyacanthus (spiny chromis)
Lineage: Eukaryota; Metazoa; Chordata; Actinopteri; Pomacentridae
Gene: znf106b
Product: zinc finger protein 106b
Exons: 21
Coding region: 115-4353 (1412 amino acids)
Cellular component (GO): cytosol; membrane
Molecular function (GO): SH3 domain binding; RNA binding
Source: RefSeq, a predicted model, not a curated record